Messenger RNA from Balaenoptera musculus (blue whale), 743 nucleotides. RefSeq names its product ras-related protein Rap-1b. Gene Ontology annotation, cellular component: plasma membrane. Gene Ontology annotation, molecular function: GDP binding; GTP binding; GTPase activity. Bases 163 to 717 code for a protein of 184 amino acids. Gene Ontology annotation, biological process: cellular response to cAMP; Rap protein signal transduction; negative regulation of synaptic vesicle exocytosis. Lineage: Eukaryota; Metazoa; Chordata; Mammalia; Artiodactyla; Balaenopteridae. The transcript has a single exon. The record is from RefSeq and is a predicted model, not a curated record.
CAGAGUCAGGCGUGUAAGCCAGCCGGAGCGGCGGCGGCGGCGGCGGUAGCGGCAGGACCGCCGUGGCGCCGGUAGCAGCGACCCGGAGGGAGCGCGAGGCGACGCUGGCUGCGGGGACCCGGUGACAGCGCAAGAGUGUACUAGAUUUUACAAGUUUGCACCAUGCGUGAGUAUAAGCUAGUCGUUCUUGGCUCCGGAGGAGUUGGAAAAUCUGCUCUGACUGUACAAUUUGUUCAAGGAAUUUUUGUUGAAAAAUAUGAUCCUACGAUAGAAGAUUCUUAUAGAAAGCAAGUUGAAGUAGAUGCACAACAGUGUAUGCUUGAAAUCUUGGAUACUGCAGGAACGGAACAAUUUACAGCAAUGAGGGAUUUGUACAUGAAAAACGGACAAGGCUUUGCCUUAGUUUAUUCCAUCACAGCACAGUCCACAUUUAAUGAUUUACAAGAUCUGAGAGAACAGAUUCUUCGAGUUAAAGACACUGAUGAUGUUCCAAUGAUUCUGGUUGGUAAUAAGUGUGACUUGGAAGAUGAAAGAGUUGUAGGAAAGGAACAAGGUCAAAAUUUAGCAAGACAAUGGAACAACUGUGCAUUCUUAGAAUCCUCUGCAAAAUCAAAAAUAAAUGUUAAUGAGAUCUUUUAUGACCUAGUACGGCAAAUUAACAGAAAGACUCCAGUGCCUGGGAAGGCCCGCAAAAAGUCGUCAUGUCAGCUGCUUUAAUAUACUAAAUGCAUUGUAGCUCUGAG